UGUUCCUAUACUUUUAUCAUUAAAAAGUUAUAUCUGUUCUAUUUUUUAAAUGCUACAAAUACCUAUCCCUGUCUUCUUUCUGAUCUGACCUUGUAAUUUUUUCAUUUUCGAUAACCAAAAUGUGGAGUUAUGUACGUUUCUUACGAACCAUCGAAACCGGAACAGAGUGAUUAGUCACUUUUCCCGUUUUGUUAAUGCCUGACAUUUAUUCUUCUGUUCCACUUCACGGGGAAAGUAAUGAGUAAUCCUAAUAUCUCCGAAACCCACUGCUUGUAAUAGUGUACCAUUCUUUGGGUACACCAAGAGUUUUCGAUGAAACAAGUUGGCUAGUUUUCUAUGCCGACGAAACAACUAAAAAUGGAUGUUCAAUUCUAGAAUUCGGUGGAAACAACGGCUCGAAUUCACAGCGCAAAAAUCUAACAGCUUGAGGAAGCUUCUACACUUAGAAGAGAUAGGCUAUAUGUAAAAAUAACGAGUAACAUGAUGGCUGUGACAUUGUUUAAAGUUUUGGCUGUUUCUGCAAUGGCUUCUGUUCGACUUGGAUUCGUUUCGUUAUUCCCAGCAAAAUAUACGUCUAAGAACACUACGGAAAUCGACGUUCAGGACGAUUUUGAAACUGGGAAACCGUUUACUGAAGAGGAAUUUGAGUCAUCAAGUGUAGGAAAGGAGGACUGUGAGCUAAACGAAGUUAGCGUACGGGAUGGACAGCACGUUCAAUGUGGCAAUGAUAUUACGCUAAUGGGUCGUAAAAAUCUUCUUCUUACCUCGUCGCAUCGUUGGCCAAACGCCCAGAUUCCUUACGUUAUAUCAGCAUCUUAUACACCCAGACAGCGAGAAAUUAUCGCUUCAGCUAUAAAAGCCUACCACACGCACACCUGCAUCCGUUUUGUUGCCCGAACUACUGAGAGAAACUACGUCAGGAUCUCGAAGACUGGCCAGGGGUGCUGGGGUGAUGUGGGAAUGAUUGGCGGUAGGCAAAAAGUGAGCUUGGACGAUCAUUGCGUUUUGUAUUCUAGACCUGGACUUGUCAUGCAUGAAUUGAUGCAUGUACUUGGGUUCUAUCACGAACAUCAACGUCCAGAUCGGGACAAAUAUGUAUCAAUCAAUUUCGAUAACAUUGAACUGAAAAAUAGAGAUUACUUUAAAAAGGUCAAGAUGUGGGAGCUGAAAACCGCAAGAUUUUCUUAUGACUAUGGAUCGUUGAUGCAUUAUCCGUCGGACGCUUUUGCCAAGGAUCCUACUAUUCCAGUCAUUCAACCGCUACAUGGGAAACCUGUUUUAGGUCAACGAAAAACUUUAAGCGCGCUGGACGUCAAGAAAUUAAACCGUUUCUAUUGCAAGGCUUCUGGAUUGUACGGUUUCACUGGUGGUAAGCCUAUCAGACGCUGGGGAUUUCGCAGGCCAGUCUAGUUUUAUUCUAAAUUAUAAUUUUAUUAUAAACUGUAAUACUUAUGCCAUAAAGUAUACUUUAUGUGGUAUAAUUCAUGAGAUUUACUUCAUGCUUAUGCUGUCACAUAUUUAAAUCUUUUUGAUUCAUGGAAUAUAAAAAAUUGUAAGAAUUUAA
Molecule: messenger RNA, 1564 nt
Organism: Daphnia magna
Lineage: Eukaryota; Metazoa; Arthropoda; Branchiopoda; Diplostraca; Daphniidae
Product: hatching enzyme 1.2
Exons: 11
Coding region: 481-1410 (309 amino acids)
Biological process (GO): proteolysis
Molecular function (GO): metalloendopeptidase activity; zinc ion binding
Source: RefSeq, a predicted model, not a curated record